CAAGUCUUAUUUUUGUUCUUUUGAAGUGAAAAUUUAUUAGAAAAAAACUUUAAUUAAUCGUUUUAAUUAAUUAAACAAGUUUUUAAAAUUUGUUGCCAAUUUUUUUGCUAGAGGUAUAGAGUUGCAACUCUUGCCUUGAUGAAAACGAAAAAGCACCAUACAAAAAAACUUAAAUGUUGGAAAAGUAAAUAAAUUAAAUGAAGGCCCAUCACUCACAGCCCAAAACCACCAAAAUAACCAAAUAAAUAGAAGAAAUACAAAUAAAUGAAUAUAGAAUUAUAAACAUAAUUAACACUGCCAACACUCUCUACAAUAAAAAAAAAAACUUUGCAUUGGUGACUUUAAUACAGUCACCGAUCAUUGACAGCUAGAAAAUAUAAAAGCCUUAAGAAAGCUGGAUCUUAUAAUUAGCACAACUUUUAAAAUUUUCAAAAUAAUACCCGUAAAAGCAACGACUACGACAAAAACAGCAACAAAAUGUUGUACGUUUUUCAUGUCGACGUGGGUCGUAUGUUAAAUUUUGAUAUGACAGUAGCACUGUCCUCUGUCGAAAAUCUCAAGGAUACAAUAGAACGUCUGCAUAAUAUACCGGCCUCGAAUAUUGUGCUUUUAGUAAGCGGUGGCGAGAUGUUAACACACACCACUCAAGUCUCGUAUUAUUCUGCCGGCACCGAUACAAAUCCCAUUUAUAUGUUCUUAACGGGAGAUGUUAAAUUGCCACCAUCACUGGCGCCACCAGAAGCUGAUUUGGAUUUAAGGGAACAGGUGGAACGAAGCUUAGAGCUGCCGGCCGUUUAUGAUACGGUGGUGAAGAGAGCACAAAUUGCUUUACGCAUGCAUGAUUUAGCUCGAGAAGAGGAUCGUUUGUGUGAGCGUUUGGUACAUGAACAGCAUCUACAACAGCAGGGUUGGUCGGCGGUGGUGGCUAAUAUGGAGGAUUUGACCGAAGAGUUUCGUUCUCGCUUUCGAAAUUUCUGUGAGGCUUUCGACAGACACUUGGAGCGACGUUCUUCUUUUUUGGAACUCUUACGCAACUUCUCCGAUGACUUGUCCAAACUCUCUCGCAUACCCAUAUUGCCCGGUCUGAUGUCAUUAGCCGAGGCGGAUUUUCAUGGUUUUGACGAGUUCUUAGAGAACGAUGAUGUCUUCUCCAGAUCAACAACUCAACAACAAUCGGUAUUAAUGGCUGGUGCUAAUGCGGCCGUGGCAAAUGAGGAAGGCAGCGGAGAGGCUGUAGGUGCUGUAGGAGUAUCAGAAGUUGCCGAUAAUUCGGAAGAUAAAAGCACUUCCUCUACUUCUACUUCUCCCAAUAAAAAACUGAAAAUGGCCACUGAAACGAACGAGGAACGAACCUCACAAACCUCCCAAACUUCUAACACAUCAAAUACAGCGCGCAGAUUAAAUUUGCUGCAGUGGAUAACUUCUAAAGAGAACCACAAUGUUCUUAGAACCAUGUCAGACGAAUGCAUCCAAGGCCUGGCCACUUUCAAUGAGGAUGUCUACGAAAAGUUAAAGCAAGAAGUACAAAGUAUUAUAAAAUUGGCCGAACAAAGUGACGUCAAGGAGAUAAGAGGUUUGGGAGAACGCCUUUGUAAACUCGAAGAGUUCAAGUACAAAAUCAAGAGCAUGGUCAAAGAUCAGCGAGAACUCUCGACCGCCUUUCAACAAAAUCAAAAUAGGGCCAUAAAUCUAAGAGAUACUUCAAUAUUGCCCGAUCUAUGUGCCUCGCAUCAGUCACAGUUGCUGGUGAUGUUGCAGAACCACAAAAAGAUACGUGAACACAGGCACUGUAUAGCAAAAGCCAAGGAUGAAUUGGGUGCUAAUCUGCAUGCCCGUCUUAAACGUAUUGUGUAUAUAGAAAAUGCCAUGAGCGAGUUUGAUAAUCGUUUACUGUUCUAUCAUCGAUGUUUGAGACGAGCCGAACGCCACAUACACAUUAUAGAUCAAAUACAUCAGGCCCCUAAUAUGUAUGUGGCCGCUGUGACCGAGGUAAUGCGUCGUAAGAUCUUCUCCACGGAAUUCCGUUUGUGGGCCUCUAAACUAGCGGAAGAUUUUGAUUCCAUACACAGUGAGGAAAUGAAACGACGCCAGCAGUUUAACUGCAGUUUCGAAGGACAUUUUUUGAAUAUACUAUUCCCCGGCAUGGCCGAUAUGCCACCAGCUUUCGCCAAUGAAAAUCCCCUCAUAUUUGAUGCCCGUUUGCCCAACAUUACUAGAUCUGAUAUAGAUGUGUUGACAUCACACUUGCCCGAAAUGGCCUCGCAAAUACAGCUGCCUGACAUGGAACCUGUGAUAUAUUUUUUCGUCUCCCGUUCAGGCACUCAUCAGCGAGAACGUUUCGAAGAAUUGCUUAAGCAAAAACAAAAACGAGCAGCCGAAGAGUUAAAGCAAAAUUCCGGAGAAGAUGAACAAUCAACGGCCAUGGUAGUAAGCGGAAAAAUGCCUUUAAAUCCUAGAUUAAGUGAGCUACGCAAAGACGCUUCUGGCAUGACGGGCGGUGAAGAGUCCGAAACAGAUACGGAAACCGAAUUUGAACAAGUUCCCCCAAAUAGCCAGCAACAAUCGGUAGCAACAUCGACCAGUGAAAAUAUGCAGCAUAUUUCUACAUUCACCAAAAGUACGGCUACGGAUCAGUUGAUCACCCAAAGUGUGGAGACUUUGACGGAUGAAAAUUCGGAAACACUUCGAAAUGAGGUGACUCACAUGCGUGCUAUGCUGGGUGCCAUGUCGAAAUUGGCCUUGGAAUGUAUACAUCUGGCGCGUGGCAAUUUGCAAACAUUCCGUGAGGAAUCUAUCAAUCAAAAGGAAGAUAUGCAAACGGAACUAGAUACUAUCAAUGACAAAUGGAAUGUUUUGAGAAUGCAAUGUGAGGCCAGAGAGCAAGAACUCAGCCGUCAACAGGCGCAAAGAGAGCAGCAAAUCUUACAGCUAAGAGAAGAAUUAGAUAAACGAGAUCAAGAGUUAAAACAAGAAAAAGAUUUGAAUCGUGAAAUGUCAACCAUGCAAAUAAAAUGCGCCACUUUGGAGGCCCAGUUGGAAGAGUUGAAAGAAAAAAUGAAAUGUCAUGAGGCGGAGAAAGAACAGGCCGUUUUAGAGGCCCGUGAAAAACUCAUACACGAACACAAAACUGAAAUAGAGUCUUUAAGACAACGCUUUAAGCUAAUGACUUCCAUGGAACGUUCACCAUCGGAUCUAAGCUUAGAAACAAAUCCGGAUAAUGUAAUUGAAAAGCAUAUGCACGACACUAUAUUGUCUCAAUUGCGCAGCGAAUUGGAAGCCGAAAAAGAAAAGGCUAUUACAGCCGCCAUAGAAAUGGAACGCUCCAUAUGGCAAUCGAAAAUAUUCCCAUUAAACUCAGAAUCUGUGAUGGCAAAUGUUAGUAUCCUUAAGGAAAUGCUCGAGGAGAAGGAAAGGCAAUUGGAACAAUUGCGUGAAAAGGAUCUCAUGUUAACGAAAGAAAAUUAUCAAUUAAAAACGCGCUUGGAUGCGCUCACCAAUGAAGAGGGCAAUAGUUGGUUGAAAGAGAAAAUCGAUUAUCUAAAUAGAGACAAAUGUCGUUUGGAAGAGGAACUAUGUUUGGAAAAGUCUAAACGUCUAGAAAUGGAAAGUUCAUUUGCAGCUCUUAAAGGCUCUACUUAUGAACAAUCGCCCCUGACACGCUCUAAAUCCAGUGGCUCUAGUCAUAAAUUAAUUGUUUUGGAGUCCUGUUCUAAGGGUGAUUUAGUGUUGGUCGUAUGGAGCAUGCGUCACGGACAAUUUAUGGUCGUCCAAGAUUCGCCUAGUUUAUAUUUUGUUCAUGGUGAUAGUUUGCCUGCUAUGAAUUUGCGUUUGCCCCAUGCCGGUGAGGAGUCUACCAUACCAAUGCCUUAUUAUGCCAUUGGACGGGUGGUAGAAAAGGAAUAUUGUCAAGCUAGAAAGGAUGAAAACCGUUACCGUGUUACAAGAGGCUCGAAAUUCUAUCGCAUCAAAUUGACCCCUUUGGUCUCUAGACAGUCCUCCCGACGUGAACGUUUAGAAUCUUUUUCAACUUCAACUAUAAGUCGUUCUAUAUCGCAAUGUGAGUCUCAUAGCGAAGCGUCGCAAGCUUCCUCCACCACUAAUGCCGCCGCUACUGCAGCAGUAACUAGUACUAGUACUGCCAUGGGCACUUCACCAUCUUUAAGUGCCAUAACCACUACAUCGUCCGGCAUUGGUAGUCUGCCCAGAGAUGUAGUAGAUGCCGCUGUUGCAAACACAACUACAAUACCACUGGCCACAUCACCCAUUACCAUUAUAACAACAACAGCUAAUAAUCAGUCCACAGCUGUUACGCCGGCGGCUAUGUUAGCGUUUAAAGAACGCACUAUGAGCAUAACCAGUGUUACGGAGGAGGAUGAUGAACCAGUGUCACUGUUAAGUGAACGUUGUCGCUAUAUUAGUGUCAGCGAAGAAGAUGAAAAUGUUUUAGCAGCCUCGGCCUCAAGUGGUGGCGGUGUGGUGGAGGUUACUAAUACUAAUUUACAAACACAACAACAACCACAACAACAAACGACUGUGAUAACAGAGCAGCCAACAGCUACAGCCAGCAAAUUGGAAUUAGAUUUAAUGUUGGCCUCUGCCGAUAUACAAAAUAAUGUAACAACAACAACAACAGCUGCAGCAGCAACCACAACUUUAACCACACAAGAGGAUAGUGAAACUUUUGUUAGCACCACCACCAGCACUAGCUUAAUGUUGUCCAGUGGUGCACCACAAAUUGUAGUCUCCUCCUCUACAGCCUCUACCACAAACACCUCUGCAGCUAUAUUUAUACCCCCUUGUAAUCAAGAAAUAACCGAUAAAAGUUCACCCUCCAUACCAACCUCUAUUGGUACGACCAGUGAAGAUUCGGAUGAGUAUAGAUCUUUGGAACCUAAAGACGAUACUGAUUUUCCCAUAUCCGAAUAGUGUUGAAAUCAAUUUUAUUUAAUUAUAAUUAAUACUAAUUGUAGACCAUUUAGGAAUGGGUAAAACAUUACUUUACAUUUUUUUGUUUCUUUUUUUAAUUUAAUCAUUUUUAUUUUUCUUUUUUUGGUUUUAUAUUUUAUGAAAAAGAAUACUAUUAUUAAUAUAAUUAUUACUAUCCCUUUGUCAAACUAUUAUUAACUAAGCUUGACCAAAAGUAACCACAAACAAAACAAAAACAAAAAAAUCAGUUAAAAUUAUCUUAAGCUAAUAAAUAUUUAAAAAAUAUAUAAAACAUACGUCUCUUUGGAACGAAACAACAAAUUCUACAAAUGAAAAUAAAAAAACUUACUCUCUCACUCUCUCUCUCUCACUUUAAAUGUUGUGCUGCUAAUCCUUCAAUGUUUUUAAUGUAAAACAAAAACUUACAAUAAAACCAUAAACAAAUUAAAAGAAUAAAAA
Messenger RNA from Lucilia cuprina (Australian sheep blowfly), 5385 nucleotides. RefSeq names its product RB1-inducible coiled-coil protein 1 (gene Atg17). The record is from RefSeq and is a predicted model, not a curated record. Gene Ontology annotation, biological process: autophagosome assembly; autophagy of mitochondrion; piecemeal microautophagy of the nucleus. The coding region runs from base 478 to 4926 and encodes 1482 amino acids. Lineage: Eukaryota; Metazoa; Arthropoda; Insecta; Diptera; Calliphoridae. Gene Ontology annotation, cellular component: extrinsic component of membrane; Atg1/ULK1 kinase complex; phagophore assembly site membrane. Gene Ontology annotation, molecular function: protein kinase binding; molecular adaptor activity. The transcript has 5 exons.